UAAAGAGAACUGAUGUUAGGGUUGCGCGCCAACUAAGUUACGGGUCUAGAAACACAUUUAGAAAACGACUUCUGGUGCCGUGCAGUGGACCUGUUGCAGCCUGCGCAUUACGUAUCAGGAUGGAUCAGAUGCAGAAUUUCACUUCUCAUAGAUCUCCAGUUUUUUCAAAAACAGGAUGUGUGUCAUCAAACAAUCCAUUUGCUACUAAGGCUGGCAUAGAUAUUCUUCAGCGUGGUGGUAAUGCUGUGGAUGCUGCAGUUGCUGUGGCUGCAGCAAUGGCUGUUGUGGAACCAAGUAGUACAGGCCUGGGUGGAGAUGCUUUCUGUCUCUUUUACAAUGCAAAUGAGAAGAAAGUCUAUGGACUAAAUGGAAGUGGCCGAUGUGCAGCAGGUCUUACUUUGGAUAUACUAGCAGCAGAGGGUUAUAAUGCUCAGAAUCCUCUUCCUGAUCACCAUGUCCACAAUGUAACAGUUCCUGGGACUGCAGCUGCAUGGAGUGAUGCUGUUAGUCUCUUUGGAUCUGGCCAGCUUACACUGUCUGACUUGCUGACCCCAGCAAUUAAUCUAGCUGAAAAUGGUUUCCCUGUAACACCUGUUGUUGCUGACUUAUGGAAGAAAAGUGAAUCACUUCUACAAUCACAGCAAUAUGGAAGUGAGCUUCUACUGAAUGGACAAGCCCCAAGAGUAGCAGAACUCAUGAAAAUACCUACUAUGGCAGAGUCACUGAAGGUUCUUGCACAGGAAGGAAAGACAAGCUUUUAUACAGGUCGUAUAGGACAAGCUAUAGUUGCAGAAGUUCAAAGACUUGGAGGUUACUUAGCACUGGAUGAUCUCAAAGAUCACACAAGUACUGAAGUGCAGCCCAUUUCUGUAGAUUACAAGGAUUACAUUGUUUGGGAAAUACCACCUAAUGGUCUUGGUAUCACAACAUUAAUGGCACUGAAUAUUUUAGAAGGUUACGAUGUUCAAGCACUGGGACAAGGCUCAGCUGAUUACUUUCACCUUCUUAUAGAAAGCUUAAAGCUCAGUUUUGCUGAUAGCUUAUACUAUGUGGCUGACCCUGACAUUGUAUCAGUACCAACUUCAGGCCUUCUACAGAAAUCAUAUGCUGCAGAGAGAAGGAAGCUUAUUUCCAUGGAUACGGCAAGUGAUUACCCUGUCCAUGGGGAUCCAGAUAUAAAACAGAUGUCAGAUACUGUUUACAUGACAGUCACAGAUGCUGAAGGAAAUGCAUGUAGUUUUAUUAAUAGCAAUUACAUGAGCUUUGGAACUGGAAUUGUUCCUGAAGGAUGUGGAUUUGCUCUACAGAAUCGUGGGGCCCUGUUUACUUUAGAUCCAACAAAAAACAAUGUUCUUGCUCCAAAGAAGCGCCCACAACACACAAUUAUACCAAGCAUGGUGACAAAUGCUGAGACUGGAGAGCUUUUGGCUACGUAUGGCAUAAUGGGUGGAUUCAUGCAACCUCAGGCCCAAGUCCAGGUGCUACUCAACAUGGUGGAAUUUGGAAUGGAUCCACAGCAAGCCUUGGAUUACCCAAGAUUUUUUGUGGAUGUCAGUACAAGCCAGCCCUGGACAGUGUCACUGGAAUCUGGAAUACAAAGCGAGGUCUCUCAGCAAUUGGUCCAGAAAGGACACAAAAUAACUUGGCCAGUAACAGGCUUUGAUCGAGGAGCGUUUGGACGUGGUCAUGUAAUAACCCGUGGUGCUUGGUUUGCUGGCACAAGUACAGAUGUGUACACAGGUACUGAUGUAUGGUGGGCUGCUGCCGAUCCACGUUGCGAUGGCUACCCACAAACAUAUUGAUCUCAUAUGCGUGUACGAGCACAUUCACACAAAAAGUGUUAAAUGACAUGGUAGUGCUGUAAAUGCCAUGCACGAUGAAACAACAAACAAUUUAUUAUUGAUACUGACAAAGGAACUAAUUCAGUUUACUGCACAACAACAAAGAAAAAAGAAGACAUUUCCUUUUAAAAUUAUAUCUGUGAGACAUUUGAAUUGCUUCCUUUCCUUCCUAAUGUAACGUUUUACUAUCUUCUUUCAAUUUUAUUUUGUAAACAGCAAAAAACUCAGAAAAAUUUUGUUGCUCAUGUUUUAUAAACAGUUUGUCUAAGGCAAUGAGGAAAUGUAUGGAAGACUAAAACAACAAUAUGAUAAAUAUGUGAAGACUGAAUAUGGUUCCACCCAAAUCAUUUAGUUAUUCAGUCAGAAACAGCUGCAGAAUGCAAUAUAUACAGUUUUAUAGUUCAUCUUCACAUAUGUGGAGUAAACAUGGUUUUCCUAGAAAUAGUUAUUGUAUUUGUAAUAUGCAGCUGAUAAUGAAACAACUCUGCACGUAAGGUAUUCAGAUUUUUCAUGUGCAUUGGUAAUGUAAUAAAAACAAAACACAACCACUUUUAGGCUGAUGUUCUUAAGCAUACAAAUGCUUCUCCAUUGUGAAAUUAUGACCCUAGAAUGCAAUAGAGGUUGCAUUAUAGCAUGAUGAAGGCAUUUCUCUGUAAAUGUAUAAGAAAACAAUAAAACAUUAGCAUUUAAAGUAUAGAAGUUUCACAAGUUUGAAUGCACAAAUUCUGUUAGUCAACUGUGAUGCAUUACUACGAUAGCCUCUCUUUGGGUGUAUUAACAUUGGCAGCAUUGAUGGAGCAAAUAUGAGUUAAAAUAAAGUAAUGUGAGGAUCUUGAUAAACAUUUCACACUAAGGCAGUAAACUGAUUGUUAAUAGUUCAGUGUUUAUGCUGAAGUUUAUUAAUGUCUCUACAGAAUGAAGAACUACAGACAACAUUGUUCUCAGUAUGGAUUUUAAUUACACUUGUGAGAACUUAUAGUGAUGCUUUAAUACAAGGUACACAACAUAAAUGUAAUACUGUUUUUAAUAAGUUAAGACAAUAAUGGAAUUUUGCUGUUGUGUCAGUCACUUGUCAGACUGUGGUGGCUAAGAAAGUUGACACUGUACAUUGUUUCAAUUUUUUGUAAGAUUACUUAAAGUAAAACUAAUAGAAAAAUAUUGUCAGUCACUCAUAUUACAUCUACCAAUUGAGAAAAGUUACAGCUCUAUAUUAAAGUAAUAAAAGCAGAAUGCUUAUGUGCAGCUGUAUGCCUGGAUUUGAUUAAGAUUGGAGAAAUAGAAAACCUGAAAAGUAUCAGAGCAAGUAAAACACAAUGAUGAACACAGGAUCAGUAGUAACGAGAUCUGUACAAGAAAACUGAACAAAGAAACAUAAUUAUGGAGAAAACAAAGAAUGUUGUUUUACAGCCAUGUGGUUUGGAUGAAUGAAAACAGGAUAUGUAAGAGGUUUUUUGAACAUAUUAACUACAGAAAAAUCUCCCUGGUGCAAGUGGCUCCAGGAAAUCAGAAGUUAUCCUAAAGAGAUGACGACUGAAAAACAUGAAUUUCUGAACAAAGAUACAUUCUGAAAGUAGCCUUUAGAUUUCCAUCACCAGAGAAAACCAAAAACGAAAAGUGGAACAAAGUAGUCAGAAGUUAAAUCAGAAGCAGUUACUCACAUGGCACAAAACAAAUGAAAAAAUGUAGAAUACUGAACAAGCUGGAAAUAAUUGAAAUUUGAGGCUAAGUACAAGAUAUUCUGUUUCACAGACACUGCUGUUUAAUUUGAAACAAAAAGAUAUAUGCACUAUAGGUAGCAAAUAUAUUUUAAUGUAUUUAAUUUGCAUUUCUGCAUCUCAUGAGCAAUAAUAAACAGAUAUAUUAACAUCUGCAUGUAAUAAGGUGUAUGAUAAGAAAACUUGAUAAGUAAACUUUAAAUACUAAAUUUCAAAAUUAUAUUUUCUUUCUUCUGGUAUUUUAACUGCAUACUAUAGUAUCAAACAAUGGAAACGCGAGAUAUGCAUAUAAACAAUGUAGGCAAAGACAUAUUGCUACUUACUAUAAAGAUAACACACUAAGUUGCAGACAGGCACCAUUAAAAGACACUUACAUAUAAGCUUUCAGCCACAGUCUUCAUUGGAAAAAGAGAAACACACACCAUUAAUUUAUACAAGCAAGCACACCUAAUGCACACACAUCCACCAGCUUGAGACAGAAUGUGUGUUAUCUUUAUGGUAAACAGCAAUCUGUCUUUUCCUAUAUUAUUCUAUACUAUAGCAUUUUCUGCAUAAAAAUAGUCUGUUAAUACAUAUACGUAAAUGUACAGUAUUUGACAUAAAACCUAACUGUCAGCUGGCAACUGUAAUAAAGUAAGUCCAAUU
Molecule: messenger RNA, 4201 nt
Organism: Schistocerca cancellata (South American locust)
Lineage: Eukaryota; Metazoa; Arthropoda; Insecta; Orthoptera; Acrididae
Product: glutathione hydrolase-like YwrD proenzyme
Exons: 11
Coding region: 120-1802 (560 amino acids)
Biological process (GO): glutathione catabolic process
Molecular function (GO): glutathione gamma-glutamate hydrolase
Source: RefSeq, a predicted model, not a curated record